AUGGCCGACGACGACAGAACACCGCCUCCCAAUGGCUACAAGACGUGGGGAGAGUUCUGCGCAUCGGACCCGACCAACCUCAUCUGCGUCAACGUCGAUAGCAACUACGAGUACAAGCCUAGCCUGGCGGCCAACUCGCUGUUCGCGGCGCUGCUCGGCCUGUCCAUGCUCGGCUUCAUCGUCACGUACGCCGUGACGCGCCGCGGCACCGCCUUCACCGUCGCCUUCGUCCUCGGCACCCUCACCGAGGUCAUCGGCUACGCAGGCCGCAUCAUCAGCCACGGCAACGUGUGGGACCAGAACGGCUUCCUCAUCCAGAUCAUUUGUCUUACUAUCGCUCCCGCCUUUCUGGCCGCCGGCAUCUACCUCUGCCUCCGUCGCAUCGUCUACGUCUUUGGCGCCGAGAACUCGCGCAUCUCCCCCGCCAUGUACACCCGCUUCUUCAUCCCCUGCGACGUCAUCUCGCUCGUGCUGCAGGCGGCCGGCGGCGCGCUGGCGUCCAUCGCCGACAACGACCAGCGGGACCUGCUCAACGCGGGCAACAACAUCAUGAUCGCGGGCCUGUCGUUCCAAGUCUUCACGUUGCUCGUCUUCAUCGUCGUGUCGGUCGACUUUGGGCUCAACGUGAUGCGGCGGCACCGGAAGCUGGGCGAAGCCUCGCUCGACCAGAGCGAGAUGGCCGUGCGCCUCCGCGGCGCCUGGACGUUCCGCGCCGUGCUGGCCGCGCUGGCCCUCGCCACCAUCGCCAUCUUCUGGCGCUCCGUGUUUCGCGUCGCCGAGCUCAGCGGCGGCUGGGACGGCCCGCUGAUGGGCCGCGAGGACCUGUUCAUCGGGUUUGAAGGUGUCAUGAUCGUUGUCGCAUGUUUUGCGCUCAACGUCUUCCACCCCAGCGUCUUCGCCCGCGACAUCAUGGCCCCCGGCUUCGGCAACCUCACCAAGACGGGCGCCAAGCCCGGCCACCAAAAGGUCGAGAGCUACGACCGCGCAUACCUCUCCCCCGGCAGCAGCGACACCGAGGCACUACCCAUGGGCAACGUGGCGACCCAGGCCCCCGCGGGCUAUGCGUCGUCUCAUCGCGCUUGA
This is a messenger RNA of Lasiosphaeria miniovina, 1083 nucleotides long. Its product is annotated as RTA1 like protein-domain-containing protein. NCBI's taxonomy places the organism in Eukaryota, Fungi, Ascomycota, Sordariomycetes, Sordariales, Lasiosphaeriaceae. The transcript is spliced from 2 exons. Gene Ontology annotation, cellular component: fungal-type vacuole; plasma membrane. The coding region runs from base 1 to 1083 and encodes 360 amino acids. The record is from RefSeq and is a predicted model, not a curated record.